AUGCCUCUAAAUGAGGUACUAAAAUACUGUGAAAGAACAGUGACAAAAGGUUCCAAGUGUGUCAUUAUUGGGGGAGGAAACAAUGUAUAUAAGAAGAAAAGUGUAAAUGCAACCCAGGCUCUAAGAGAAUCUUUAGGAAAACUUAUACAUUCUGAUGUAUAUGUCAUAAGCAUUCCACACAGGCAUGAUAUGAUGGAAGCUUCAUGUGUAAACAGAGAAAUUGUCAACAGAUCUUUACCUGAGAUUGAUGGCCUCAGUAAAGAAACAGUCCUGACAUCAUGGAUGGCAAAAUUUGACUGCAUUUUUAAAGUUGGUGAAGAAGAUACUAAAAGGCCAUCAAGGAUGCAGCAACAGUCUCUCAACAGUGAGCUAAUACUCUCAAAGGAACAGCUGUAUGAUAUGUUUCAACAGAUUCUUGGUGUUAAGAAAUUUGAACAUCAGCUUCUAUUUAAUGCUUUGCAGCUUGAUUCAGCAGAUGAGCAAGCAGCUGCAAUAAGAAGAGAGCUUGAUGGACGAAUGCAGAAAGUAGCUGAAAUGGAGAAGGUAUAA
Messenger RNA from Schistocerca piceifrons (Central American locust), 549 nucleotides. Its product is annotated as calcium-dependent secretion activator-like. The coding region runs from base 1 to 549 and encodes 182 amino acids. Lineage: Eukaryota; Metazoa; Arthropoda; Insecta; Orthoptera; Acrididae. Gene Ontology annotation, biological process: dense core granule exocytosis; synaptic vesicle exocytosis. The record is from RefSeq and is a predicted model, not a curated record. The transcript is spliced from 4 exons.